AUGCAUUGUCGCCUUAUAUCGCUGUGGGACUGUGUCGUCAUGAACCCACCUGUUCACGCUACACCUAUGAGUCUAUCGAUAAGUAUGGCACUACCAGAGGAGUCUGGCUGGGCAUUAAGCGCCUCAUUCGCUGCAGGCCGGGCGGGAGCAGCGGCUUUGACCCCGUGCCAUAGUAUGAGUUCAAGAGAAAACUAUAUGAGCAAAAAAUGGAUACUCCUUGUGCUGCCGAUAUUGCUGGUUGGUAUCAUCGGCUGCGCCGGGCGGGUUGCAACGCCGGAAGGCUGGUCGGGUGGCGCGGCUGAAGGCGACGUGCUGUACAUCGGCACCCGCAAGGGCGAUAUUCGCGCACUGGACAUUCAAAGCGGCGAAGUUCAGAAGAGUUUUAGUUUAGUUUCUACUCAAAAGCAGGCCAGUCUUUUCGGCACAAGAGAUGCAGAAGUGGCCAGCAGCGUUUACGGAACACCCCUGCUGCACGACGACACCCUAUAUUUCGGCACCUAUCAUGGUGUGCUGUACGCCCUUUCUACGCCGGAUUUAGACACAAAAUGGGCAGAACCCAUAGGCUCGCCUAUCGUUGGCGGUCCCACCUUGGCGGGCGAUGUCGUGUUGGUGGGCGCGGACAACGGCAAGGUGUACGCGUUUGACCAGGAAGCGGACGAACAGCAACGCUGGACUGCCUCGGAACGGUGGACUUUCCAAACUGGCAACAAGGUCUGGUCUUCGCCAAUUGCCGCCGACGGUGUCGUAUAUGCGACUUCGCUGGAUAAGAAUCUGUACGCCAUCAGCCUCGAGGACGGCAGCAAGCUCUGGCAGUUCGCCACGAACGGCGCUAUAGCGUCCUCGCCUGUGUACGAUGACGGCACAGUGUACUUCGGCUCUUUCGAUAAAGUCUUUUACGCUGUGAAUGCCUCCGAUGGCACUCUACGGUGGAAAUUCGAUGGCGCCGACAGUUGGUACUGGGGCACGCCUUUGGUACAUGGCAAUGAUGUGUACGCGCCCUCGCUCGACGGCAAACUCUACGCGUUGGACAAGCGCAACGGAAAUCUGCAAUGGUCUCUAACGACCGAAGGUCCCAUUGUCGGAUCUCCGGCCGUUAUAUUUGAUAUGAUAGCGGUAGGUUCGGACGACGGUAAAUUGCACAUCGCACGGAUUAGCGACGGCAAUCCUGUUGACUUCUGCAACAUGCGGACCGAAAUACGUUCAUCACUCGCCGUACAAGAUGACACCGUGUUUCUGAGCGCCAAGGAUAAGUCCAUACGCGCCCUGAGGAUAAAGACUAACGGCAACCCCGAUGAAGAAUGGGUACACCAACCCGACGAAGAUGACCCAAUAGACAGGGGCCGGAUAGAAGACUGCUAA
Messenger RNA from Geodia barretti, 1359 nucleotides. Lineage: Eukaryota; Metazoa; Porifera; Demospongiae; Tetractinellida; Geodiidae. The record is from the annotation of a GenBank genome assembly.